UUUUUUGGACCUUGCUGGAGUGGCGACAAUCGUGCCGCACAUUCUUUUGUCCAUGUUAGCUAGACACAGCAAAGUUUGCACAUUCGUACCGUAUAUGAACUCUGACGGGCAGUGGGAGAUUUGGUCGCAGUGUCGCCAGAGGGCCGUACAUGCCCUCGUCUGCUAGUCUCAGCAACCCGUCUGCCUUGCCUUAGGGCUUCGCUUCCAGCAAAGCUUGUUUCUGGAGUAGUGCUGGAGAUACCUGUCGUCUUCAUUUCAUCUAUUUACCACUUUUCGGGAUGCGUUUGACCAUCCGAACGUAAAGCGCCGCCGGUCGAACAGAGCACCUACCUUACGACAUUGGUCAGUCAUAUUCUCAAUAAGAACACGCCCAAAGAUGCGUUUCCUCGUCAAUUUUCUGACCCUUGCUGGGCUGGCAAUCGGAAAUCCCGUUAACCUCCUCGAGAGAUCCGCUCCGCCUCAGGUCAAAUAUAUAGACGCCAAAGAAAUGACCAACCGAAUGCAUCUGAAGCAUCCGACUCACCUUAUCGGCCAGUCUCUUAACCCUGUCGAAGUGAAGAGGAUGGUAUUGUCUCAUGCUGGCACGGCAGAUACACUCUACCUCCGUAACCACAACACCUUUAUUCCAAUGACCAGCUUCCGGAACGGACCGACCUCAGACGGAGAAACCACUGCAGACAGGCACUGCUUUAUGUGGGACGAGUGGGAGAUUCGCGACAUCAAGUCGUACUGGAGUGCGUAUACGGCAGCCUCAAAGAUGCAGCAUGUUGGGAUCCUCGUCGAACGCGAGUCUGUGACGAUCCCCUGGGAGGAGAAAGUUAUCGCCCAGAGGAGAAUCAGUCUUACUCCCGACUGGAGGCCCAUCAAACAUGUGUUGACUAUUGCACUGGGUUUCGAUACAACAGACGAAUAUACCAAUAAGGGGACUUUUCACUGCACGACCGCUCCAAAUCGUAGGAUUCGUCUUUGGUUCCAGAAAUAUGUUGGAUCAGCAUAUGCGUUCAAGAAGAUAUGCAGAGGCUGCGGUAAUGAAAGGCCAGUAUGCGAAGAAACGUGGACGCCGCAGGGACAAAUUAUCAUUCCAUCUGAUGGCUCCAAUAAGGACAUUAAUUACAACAUGCACUGUAGCUCCGAUUAGCUCAAGCAAGAUGAAGUGAAGAAAUUGAGGGGAUGCGCCCGGAUGGAGAACUCUUGUCAAUUCAUCAGUCGAGUCCGGGCAUCAUGGGUCGUAUUUCUCCAUUGUAUUAUUUAUGAUAGGUCUGUGACAGAUAUUGUCGUUAUCGCCGAGACUUCGCCCUUAUUUACAGUAAUAGGGUCAUAUCUCAGUGUCUAGCAUAGUCUACAAUCCAUCUGUUUCUUAAGC
Messenger RNA from Colletotrichum godetiae, 1363 nucleotides. RefSeq lists its product as uncharacterized. Bases 377 to 1138 code for a protein of 253 amino acids. NCBI's taxonomy places the organism in Eukaryota, Fungi, Ascomycota, Sordariomycetes, Glomerellales, Glomerellaceae. The record is from RefSeq and is a predicted model, not a curated record. The transcript has 3 exons.